UGCGUGCGUGUGUGUGUGUGCGUGUGUGUCCUUGGCUGACAGGAUAUAAAGUCGUCUGGUCAGAUUGAGCGACAGAAGUGGAGGGGAACAACAGAAAUCUCUGUCCAACGGCCGAACGACAAGAAAACAGCAAAGCGAGAGACAGAGACAGGACAGUUUGAGAAAUGUGUCCUACGUGGCUAUUGGUGGCCGUGGCGCUGGUGGGCGUGGCCAGAGGAGCUGUCGGUCAAUGCUGGGAACAUCCGAGCUGUCAGGAGGUCACCUCUGAGACGAGCAUGCUGGAGUGCAUCCAGCUCUGUCGCUCCGACCUCACCGCCGAGAUUCCCGUCAUCCCGGGUGAAGCCCACCUCCAACCUCUUCCUCCUCCAUCAGACCCCGAGUCUCUGCCCGUCCUCUCUCUUUUAUCUGCCUCCUCUUCCUUCCCCUCCUCUCCUCAGGCCAAGCGCUCCUACUCCAUGGAGCAUUUCCGCUGGGGGAAGCCCGUAGGGCGAAAACGCCGCCCUGUCAAAGUGUACACCUCCAACGGCGUGGAGGAAGAGUCGGCCGAGCUUUUCCCCGGAGAGAUGAGGAGGCGGGAGCUUGCCGACAAGAUGAUGGCCGAAGAGGAUGAGGAGAAGGUGCAGGAGGUGGCAGAAGAGGAGCAGGACCAGCUCCCGGGCGACGUCCACGAGAAGAAAGACGGCACGUACAAGAUGAAGCACUUCCGCUGGGGCGGCCCGCCGGCCAGCAAACGCUACGGCGGCUUCAUGAAGAGCUGGGACGAGCGCAGCCAGAGGCCGCUGCUCACGCUCUUCAAAAACGUCAUCAACAAAGACGGACAGCAGCCGGAGAGAGAGCAGUGAGGGAGGAGGAAAGAGAGGGAGGAGAUAGAGAGAGGAGGAGCAGACAGAGUGGCCAACAAGUCCUCCAAACCAAAUAUUAAAUGCUUCGUUUGUCAACGCCGAUCGGCAGGCAACCCUGUCUCCUAGAAAUUAUAUUUUUACGUAACUAACGAUUAUUUUCGUUAUUGAUUAAUCUGCAGAUUAUGUCUUGAUUGAUUAUUUAGUCUAUAAAAUGUCAGGCAAUAGUGUCAGAGUCUUAUGGUACAUGUCUACAGCCUCCGUCCUUUCCACGCUUCCCAUUCAUUGUCUACGUAAGCAGCUGUGCAAUGCAUUCUGGUAGCGCGGCGGCACAAUUCCAGGCAUCACAUUGGCCGCUCCUCAUUUGCAUAAAGUUGAGGUCUAGGCUACUUUAUGCAAAUCAGGGGCGUCCGGCGCGACUCGCCUCCUCUGGAAACUCCCUAGGAAUUUUUUAAUUAACCGUUGUCUAUUCAAAAAGAAUGGUUUAUUUCUCUCAUAAAAUGUUUUCAGAAACACAUUUCGGUGAACUGUUUUCGUGAUUUAAGAGAAGAAAGUUUCAAAAAGCAUUCCACGAGGAAAAGUGUUCGUCCCAUCAGGUGCCGAGUGCCUCGUGUCUAGUGGCAGCCCAUCAAGCGUCCAAUGCUGGGAAGCGAGGCGGUCCAUCGCGAUAAAAAAACGCCCCUGUGGACACGUACCAUAAGGCUACAUUCACACUAAAUCAGGUUUGCGGCGAUAUAGCGCAGGGUUGUGCGGCGGUGUGUCACUUAACGGCCCAUUAACACCAAACGACUGCACAACGAUUAACGUCUUUUGUUCUGCGGGGUUGUACAGCUCUGGAUCGGCGGUUACGUGAUCAGCAGCUGCAGCGUGACGUCGGGUUGCGUUUCUCCAAAAGUUUAUGUUUCAACUUUUCACCACUUUUUUAAGGUCCACACCGCCGCAGAUUAAACGCACUGCCCUCGUUCAAAUGAAUGGCGUUUCCACCGCAACGCUUGAAAAAUGCCUGAAAGAAGGAUUUGAUUGUCAAAAUAGUUGUUGAUUAUACAAUCAGGGUCGAUGGGCGCUGAGUCCUGCGUGUGAGAUUAGGUUUAGGCAACAGACGCUUCUGUUGAGGUUCGGGAAAGAUCAUAGUUUGAGUUAAAUGCUAAUAAAGUAAAUGAGUCCUGUCUCAUGAUAUUUCCCAUUAAAAGCCCUGAAAACGUGUUUUCUCAACCAUCUGAGCACCAUUCGGUCUCUUUAUAAAACACCUCUGCUGUUGUAAAAUACUGUAUGAACAUAAUUUCUAAGAGCCAGGGUUACAGCAGGACGACAUCGUUUAGUUAGUUUAGUUAGAAUGAUUCAUGCGAGUGUUUUCUGCUCCUCCAUGUUUGAGGUUUGGUUCAAGUUCAAGCAAAUAAAACUAUUGUCGUCAUGAUUAAAUGUUAACCGUCAGAAGGAAAAAUGAUUUUCAUACACUGAUGACCAACAUAAAGCCUGUCAGUUGACUUCACCCACAGGGAUCGGUCCUGAAAUCAGAGAGAGAGAGACACAGGAAGAUGAAAAGAAAGAAAGAGAGAGAAAAGACGAGAAAAUGUUUUAUAUAUUGAUUCAUGUAAAUAACUGUAAAUGACAUGAAAACAUAAAGUUAUUUGCA
This is a messenger RNA of Sebastes umbrosus (honeycomb rockfish), 2472 nucleotides long. Its product is annotated as pro-opiomelanocortin-like. The record is from RefSeq and is a predicted model, not a curated record. The transcript has 3 exons. Gene Ontology annotation, cellular component: extracellular region. Lineage: Eukaryota; Metazoa; Chordata; Actinopteri; Perciformes; Sebastidae. Gene Ontology annotation, biological process: neuropeptide signaling pathway. The coding region runs from base 165 to 842 and encodes 225 amino acids. Gene Ontology annotation, molecular function: neuropeptide hormone activity.